Messenger RNA from Baudoinia panamericana UAMH 10762, 840 nucleotides. RefSeq lists its product as uncharacterized. The transcript has 3 exons. Bases 1 to 840 code for a protein of 279 amino acids. NCBI's taxonomy places the organism in Eukaryota, Fungi, Ascomycota, Dothideomycetes, Mycosphaerellales, Teratosphaeriaceae. The record is from RefSeq and is a predicted model, not a curated record.
AUGACGACACUACUUAGACAUCAUGGCCUGAGUAGGAAUGUCUAUGGUAUCGUUGCCACCUUGAGACGCAGCGCUGCUGUGCGACCAGUCCCGGCAAGCAUACCAUGGCAGCCCAUGACAGCCCUCAGGCAGAGGACGAGCGAGGCGUCUCGAAAGCCACAGUACAAGUACCCUGAGCUCCUCAGUGUGUACGUCCAGCCGACCUCCGCCGGAAUCUGGGUUGCCUUUCGCCUGGCAACUAUGGCCGUUUCAGUCCUGAGCUGGACAGUGGGUGCUCCAUUGUACCUCAUGAAUCCAGCGACACCAGCGUGGUUUGUGCCGACAUUCCUGUUUGUGACGAGUGGGCCCUUCUUGUUUUGCGCAGCAUUCGGGCAGAUCGUCCUCAACAUCAAGGCUUCCCUUCCGCCUGCCGCCCGCCGUACGACUGAGGAUCUCCGUGCUUUCCUCGCGAAGAUACCGCCUGCUUCUCGCAUGCGUAUAACUUACGUGCGCUUCGCGCCCUGGCCCCUAAAGCGCGAAGUCUUCGUGUCCGACCUUCGUCGCUUGCCCAUCAGUCGCGUACGCCUAGUCAACAUGCAGAUUGUCGGAGACGAGGCUGGCGGCGCGAAGACGAUUAUGGACGGGUGGUUCGGCUGGUACAGGAGGAGCUUCUGGGUGAAUAUGGGCUAUAUGUCGAGGGACAAUAGUGCUGUGCCGGGAAUGUGGGAGCAUGUUUGGCGACAGCUUCCGGUCCUGGGUGAAGAGGUGGCGCAAAAGCCGAUGGUGGAAGCUCUGCCCAAAAGGCCGCUGAAGGCUAAGCAGCUCGUGCCUCCUCCGAGCGGCUCCAGGAGAACGUCAUGA